This is a messenger RNA of Sycon ciliatum, 2275 nucleotides long. RefSeq lists its product as uncharacterized. The annotation marks the transcript as partial. The transcript is spliced from 6 exons. Gene Ontology annotation, cellular component: extracellular region; cell surface. Gene Ontology annotation, biological process: anatomical structure development. The record is from RefSeq and is a predicted model, not a curated record. Gene Ontology annotation, molecular function: oxidoreductase activity; serine-type endopeptidase inhibitor activity; signaling receptor binding. Lineage: Eukaryota; Metazoa; Porifera; Calcarea; Leucosolenida; Sycettidae.
CCACCCUGCAGAAAUGGUGGUGAGUGUGUCUACGGCAACACGUGUAAAUGCAAGUCUCCGUACACUGGACUGGGCUGUGGCGCAAAAGAGGGAAGAUGUCCGCCAACACGCCCCAUUCCCAUACCAUGCCUUAUUGGCCCAGUGUGCGUAAUAGACUCGGACUGCUCAGCCACACGCAAGUGCUGCAACAGCCCGUGUCCAGGCACAUGCCAGUGCCCCUUGAUAACUUGCAAUCUGAGAUGCGCGCACGGACAGCAGACGGAUGCGACGGGAUGUCGAAUCUGUGCCUGUGCCUCAGCGCCAAUCUGCAGACCAGCGUGUAGCAAUGGUGGCACGUGCCUGGCCAAUAACCGCUGCUCCUGCAGACCAGGCUUCACAGGACCAACAUGCAAUGAUCCAGUAACUCCAACAUGUAGUCCUCGGUGUAGAAAUGGUGGAACGUGCAUAGCAAACAAUCGCUGCUCGUGUCGGUCUGGCUUCACUGGAAACCGCUGUCAGAAUACAGUACCUCCAACAUGCAAUCCUCAGUGUGAAAAUGGUGGAACGUGCAUAACAAACAACCGCUGCUCGUGUCCAUCUGGGUUCACUGGCAGUCAGUGUCAGAAUGCAGUUCAAACCGCUUGUCGAAGGCGAAUAGAAAUACAUUGCAUGACACCGGCACAGAGACAGCUGUAUAUUGAUACCUACAAGACAGCGUAUGGACAGCCUGCUUUGCGCACUCUGCUGAGAAGCCAUGCUAUCAACUUUGCAGCUGGCAUUCACACCAGGGAUCAGUUCUUGCCAUGGCAUCGUUGGUUUAUUCUGGAACUGGAAAACAUCUUGCUGGCCAUCGACAGCAAUGUUAUUCUGCCAUACUGGGACUGGACUCUGCAUAGUACUGCGCCGUGGAGUGCACCAUUGUGGGGUAGUGCACCACAUUGGUAUGGUGGAGAUGGCUCUGGAUCAUGUGUGACAACGGGACCAUUCCGCAGUGGACAGUUUUCACUUGUGUCAGGCGGUUGCUUACAGCGUGAUUUCACUGGAACUACGCCUAGCGCUCUGGUAGUCAAUGACAUACUUUCCACACCCGUAUCGUCCUUCAAUGACUUUGAACUGCGCGUCCGUGGAGAACUACACAACACCGUUCAUUGCCGUAUCCAUGGCACUAUGUGCACGCUGGAUGCUGCUGAAUCACCAGACUUCUUCCUGCACCACGGGUUCAUUGACAAGCUAUGGGCUGAUUACCAAGCAAGAAGUACUGCACAUCACGACGCUCACUUCAGUAGUCUGGGAUCGGCCAUGACAGCUGCUGGUGGCCAUUCAGCUCAGGAUAUGAUUGAUCUGAACAACCAGCCUGGUGGUGUGUGUGUACAGUAUGAGCAAUCAUGCAGCAGUACUGCACGGCAGCUGAGAAGGGCAUUCGGCCGUGUAGCACCCAGUGUGAUAGCAAAGAGUGUUCCUUGUCAACCGCAAAGUUUGGAUGUGAGCGGAGCUGUGCAGCAAGGUCAGGAGCUAUUCAGAGUGUCAGCAUCGGAGCGGUCCCAACUCGCCAGCUUUGUUAGCAAACAAGUGUGCCUACCUCUACGUGCUGAAAUAAACCCGCCAGUGGUUAGGCCUGAACGGCCCAGACCACUACCCGGCAACAAGAUUGCGGGAAACCUUGGAUUUAACCUCAACACACUGUUGAACCUGGCAACUGCCAAAAAAUGAGUCAAGACCUCGCCAGUUGAAGGUGUUACUAAAAUACUGAUCCCUGUCAGCUUCGCAACUGUCAUUCAGCCCUGCCGCAAAAAAUACCACCUAUCAAAAUUGGAGAGCAUUGCCGUUCGGAAUUCCAAUUUGCCAUUAAGUUACAAUUGCCCCCCCCCCCCCCCCCAAUCCCUUUCACUUUUGUAGUCUUUCGCAGCUGUUCAGCUGUUUCCUGUACAACCUGAGAAUUUGGAGAAACUCAUGAUGUCUCUUUUCACAUCGGUGUAUGAAUGAUAAUUAUAGUCUUUUAUAGGGCAUCAUAAACGACUGGCGCCUUCAAUGCAUGUACCUAAUACAUACCAUGCCUAUGACAUUCAGUAUAAUACUUCGAAGUACAUACAUGUAGAUGUACUACCCAGGUGCAUGUGAGUAAUGAAUGUACCAUGACUGCCAUGUACUACUCAAGCAUACAAUGAUCACAGAUGCAUUGCUUUGACCUGCUAGUGUAUAUUGGAAAUUCCUGCUCGAAAUGUUUUAAACUCCAAUCCCUCCCUCUUUUUAAUAAGCUUUUGUUGCAUUGGAAAAAAAUUGUGCUGCGGCCACUUUA